AUCUCAGGUACCUACUUACAUUUUAUAUGAGGAAGAGUAAGCAGCAACAAGAAAGCAACGCCAAUAAAAAUGCCUAUAUUCGCUGACCCAGCUCUCUUCCCCUCAUUCCACGAACUACCCUCGUCAUCCGCCGCCGCAGCAGCCGCAGCAGCAACAGCAGACCAGUUCCUGCUGGCGCAAAUAAAAGAGGACAUGACGAUCACGAAGCCCACGGUGAUCGUCCGGGACAGGAGCGGGGCCGACUUCGCCGUCACCUUCGAGGACGGCGACCAUCGGGGCCUGGGACAGGGCGGGAUCCGCUUCCGGAAGGGCCACACGCUGGUCGUGCCGCGCGCGACGCGCACGGACCGCGGCGAGGGAAAGCAGCCUAUCGUUCGCGUGCCGCCUGGGGAGGGGGCGAGCGUUCGGAUCCUGCCUGCUGGGCUGGAUCAGGUUUUUGAAUUGGGGGCGGUUUUGGAUGGGAUCGAGGGGGCGGGGAAGGGGAGGAAAUGUGCGGCUUGCGGCAAGGAGGAGGAGAAGGAGGAGAAGGACGGGGAGGAGUUAAAGAACCCGCUAAUGAGAUGUACGGGGUGUGGCGUCGUUGCGUACUGCAGCAAAGCUUGCCAGGUGCGCGGCUGGAGCGAAUUAGGACAUAAGACGAAUUGUAAAGUGAUUCGGUCUAUCAAGGAGAUAUGGCCAUGAUAUGGUGUGUAGUACGUACUUGUGAGAACAGACCACAGUUGCGUGGAUGUCAAAAAGAAACAGAUUGAGCGGCAAUACGGGUGAUCCAUGACUAUUGUGUAAGUCCCGAGACUAUUAUCAAAAGACUUCACUAGCAGCUAAUAUUCUAAUGCGAAGACCUAACUUGGGGUUUGAACACAUCACA
Daldinia caldariorum is the source of this 865-nucleotide messenger RNA. RefSeq lists its product as uncharacterized. The transcript has a single exon. The coding region runs from base 70 to 681 and encodes 203 amino acids. The record is from RefSeq and is a predicted model, not a curated record. NCBI's taxonomy places the organism in Eukaryota, Fungi, Ascomycota, Sordariomycetes, Xylariales, Hypoxylaceae.